AAGAAACACAACUCCUUUUCCUCAUUGUAGUUCUCUCGCUGCAUCUCACUUGAUCUCUCUCUCUCUUUUUCCGUCUCACGAUCGUCUGCAAUCUGAUAGAAAAGAUUUUUUUAAAAACCGACCAUGAAGCUUGACACCAGCGGUUUAGAAUCGGCUGCGCCUGUCUGGGCUGCUUCUAAUGAGCUUGCUGAUGGGUUCUCGGCUGCUCCGUCAUUCGAGCUCCCAAAUACUACUGAUUUUGAUGGGUUUCAGAAGGAAGCUAUUCAGAUGGUGAAACCUGCUAAGGGCACCACCACGCUUGCCUUCAUCUUUAAGGAAGGCGUCAUGGUUGCUGCUGAUUCUAGAGCUAGCAUGGGAGGCUAUAUCUCAUCACAGUCAGUGAAGAAAAUUAUUGAAAUCAACCCUUACAUGCUUGGCACAAUGGCUGGUGGAGCUGCUGACUGCCAGUUUUGGCACAGAAAUUUAGGCAUUAAGUGCCGGCUACAUGAAUUGGCAAACAAGCGUAGAAUUUCUGUUACAGGGGCAUCAAAAUUGUUGGCAAACAUUCUCUAUUCUUAUCGAGGAAUGGGACUGUCAGUUGGAACCAUGAUUGCUGGAUGGGAUGAAACGGGUCCUGGACUAUACUAUGUGGACAGUGAAGGGGGGAGGUUAAAGGGCAUGCGUUUCUCUGUUGGAUCUGGUUCACCAUAUGCCUAUGGUGUGCUGGAUAAUGGGUACCGGUAUGAUAUGCCAGUUGAAGAAGCUGCAGAGUUGGCAAGAAGAGCUAUUUAUCAUGCCACAUUCCGAGAUGGUGCCAGUGGUGGUGUUGCCAGCGUUUACCACGUGGGACCAAAUGGCUGGAAGAAGCUAUCUGGUGAUGAUGUUGGAGAGCUUCACUACAAAUACUAUCCGGUGAUGCCAAGCACGGUAGAGCAGGAAAUGGUUGAAGUAGCUGGGGCCUAAGUGGCUUGUACUCAGCCUGGACUCAGUUGAAGGUGUUUGCAUUCGAUGACUGCUCAAUGGGAUAGUUUCCUAUAUGUACUUGAAAUUUAGCCUUUAGAUAAUUCACUGAUGGACCUGGGUGCAAGUUCUUGUUAUAAGGAUCCUUCUUAUUGCGGUUGCCCCAUCAUGUCAAAAUCAGAUAUCUUGAUCAUUUGGUCAUUGUUGUUGAAAAAUUUAAAUGAAUCUCUACUUUUAGCUGCCCCAA
Messenger RNA from Theobroma umbraticum, 1186 nucleotides. RefSeq names its product N-terminal nucleophile aminohydrolases (Ntn hydrolases) superfamily protein. Gene Ontology annotation, molecular function: threonine-type endopeptidase activity. Lineage: Eukaryota; Viridiplantae; Streptophyta; Magnoliopsida; Malvales; Malvaceae. Gene Ontology annotation, cellular component: proteasome core complex; cytoplasm. The record is from RefSeq and is a predicted model, not a curated record.